Molecule: messenger RNA, 4665 nt
Organism: Manihot esculenta (cassava)
Lineage: Eukaryota; Viridiplantae; Streptophyta; Magnoliopsida; Malpighiales; Euphorbiaceae
Product: tRNA(adenine(34)) deaminase, chloroplastic
Exons: 5
Coding region: 261-4382 (1373 amino acids)
Biological process (GO): tRNA wobble adenosine to inosine editing
Cellular component (GO): chloroplast
Molecular function (GO): tRNA-specific adenosine deaminase activity
Source: RefSeq, a predicted model, not a curated record
UCUGUCAACGGCAACCGUAGCCAAAGGAGACCAACUCAGCGAUUCAACUCAGACGAUUCCAAAAAACUCGUUCCAAUCAUCUUCUAUUCGUGUCCAGCAAAAGUACAAAAUAUUUUAGCGAUUUACCAGUUAGCGAUCUGUUCCAAUCUAUACCCACAUGGUUUCACUCAGUUCCAUGCUUUUCUCUUCGAAAAAAAUUAACAGGAGGCGUCAAGGUAAGCUUCUUCCUCUUUCUCACUGCCUCUCUAUAACGCAGAGAUAUGUACAAUUCUUACAUUAGCUCAGCUGUGUUAACACUUAGAACUAAAGGGUCUCUUUCCUUUUCCUUCAAUGACUUCUCUAACUUACUUAGUGAAAGAUUUGACAAGAACCCAUUUCUAUCAUCACCAUCGCAAUGUUGUGCUUGCUGUAAUUGUUGUUCUUGUUGUGCAUCAUCACUUGCCACGCAUAGGGUGCCCAUAACCCCCAGCUUAUUUUAUGGGUUGAGGCAAUCUACUCUUAUUCAAUGGUCACCUUGUAGAAGGCUGAUCUUGGGUCACAGGGGUCCGUAUUAUUACCGGGUCCCUUCUUAUGGACUUGAUGAGGAUUGUUAUGAGGUAUCCUGCUCUUUUAAGAAGAAGAGUGGCGGGGAAAGAAUUAAGAGGAGAACGGAGGGAAAAGUUGGGCGCUUAAAUUUGCGUGAAAGGCGGUGUUUAAGUAGUGCUGAUGAUGCUGAGACUGUGAUCAGCUUGUUAAGUGAGGAAGUGACUGGGGAGUGUUUAGGUGACAGACUUCAAAAGAGUAGUUCGUCAAAGAGAUUGGAACUGGAAAAGAAAAGUAAAUAUGGUGAUGAACUUAAGCAGCAUAGGAAAAAGAAUGAUAGGUUGAGUUUACUGGAAAGUGAUUCCAAGAGUCAGUUUGAGUUGAUUACAACUGAGUUGAGUAGGGAAGGGUAUAGAAUGAAGGAAGAGAGGGAACAAUGUAGAAGGAAGGAAAAUACAGAUGAUUUUCUAAAGAAGGAAGAGACGGGAGAAUUUAGAAGAAAAGAAGAGAGGGAUGGGAAGGAAGAAAGGUCAAAAGGUGGGAAUCGCAGGGGAAGGAAAGCUAGCUCUAGCUUUUCAUCUUAUUACUCGCUUUCUUCUAUGGGAGAUUUUGAAAGUGAUAAAGAAGCUCAAAAUGAGCAUGUUGUUUCCCUGGAAGAAUCAUCAAGUAGACAUAAGAAAGAACUACGGAGUGAAGAAAAUACAUUUGAUGGGCAAGUGGUGGAAGAGUUUAAAAGGCAUGGAGAUAGGGGGCAAGGAAAGGUUUCGGAGCAGGGAACUGAUAUGAGAAGGGCUGAUGCUGCCUGGGAUUUGAGAAAGAAAUCUGAGAAGCAGCUUACUGAGAUUGAUGAAAUGCAGUCCAGAGAGGAAUCCUCUCAAUUGCACUCAAGAAUGGCAAGGACUAGUAUAAGUGAUCAUGAGAAGGUGUCAAGUUCUCGUAAACAAAUACGUGAUGAGAAUGAGAAAUUAACAUUGGCUGUCAGUUUGGAGAAAGGAACAGGAAAGCAAUAUAAUCAAACAGGUGACCAAGUCGCAGAACAGUCUCAAAUCAGAAGAAAAUACCAGGAAAUUACUCAUAGGGAGGAUAUCCAAGGAAAAAAUGGAAAAGCAACCUCCCAGUACCAAAGGCAGUCCAAUAGCAGAGAAGAAAACCUGACAGCAGAUUCAGAUUUGGUCGGGGAAAGAAAGGGCGAAAAUUAUGGUACAGUUGGUGAAAGUGCUGAAUGCAGUAAUUUAAGAAAAAAUACUACUGAAAUGUCAGAAAUUGGAAGUGUGAAUGUGGAAAGAGUUUCUAAUGUGCAGAGGCAGUAUGAGUCUAGAAUGAAGAUCCAUGAAGAAGAUAGAGCUGCAAGGUCAGUUUGGGAGACAAAUGAGAAACGCCAGCAAACAUCUGAGUAUAUAACUGGACAUAAUGAGUCAAGAAGAGAUUCACAAUGGCUGUCUGAAAGACCAGAAAUUCAUGACAGUACCAGAUCAGAAACUGGAACAAAGAACCAGGAAGCAAGUACGGGUAUUGUUUAUCAUCCGGUUGAAGAAGCAAAAGAGAAAAGGUCCCCCACUGAAGGAAAAACUAUAGGGAGAAUUCAAUCAAGAAAAGGAUCCCAAGGUGUCACUAAUAUAUCUGUGAAUGUCACCAAUGUCUCAGUUGUUCAUGCCAGUGAUAGAGAAAGAGUUAAUGAUUCUCAGAUAACUUCAGUAAACAAAAUAACUCAUCAAGGAAGUGAAUUGAUGUCAGUUGUGAAACCCAUUCGAGAAACCAGAGAAAGAUAUGAACAAACUGAUGAAAGAAUCACUGAGGUCAAAUCAAGAAAAGGGGCUCACAUGACCUCUGAAGCAUCAGGUUUUCAAGAAAAAACUUCAGAAGAGGCCUCUAGUUCUCGAGCAUCCUUGAAUAUGGUUUCCCAAGGAAGAAUGCAGCAUAUUGAUGUGGAGGGGAACUACAGAAAUUCUCAGGCAGUAAUGACACCGCCAGCUCCUCAAAUGGUAGCUCGAGGUUCGCCGAGUGUUGAUCCAUUUAGUGAGAUAUCAACCCAUGAAGCUCACACAGAAACUUCUGAAAGCAGCUUGAGCGUUUUUAAUAACAAUUCAGGAGAGAGAACUCCGAUUUCACAGCAGGAGCUGUAUGACAAAGAUAGGAAGGGUGAGAUUUAUGGGAAGCCUCUAAUACCUGAAGAUGCUUUGGGUUCAGCUCAUCAUCUAGAGGAGUCAUCCUUGCAGUUUGUUGGGGAAUUCAUGCAGAGAGCCAGGCAUGAAUUGUUGAGCUCUAAAAUCACAGAAGAGAAAGUGACUGACCAAAAUUUAACAUAUGAAGGUGAGAAGGACAAAGAAAAGAGUUCAGGUCAAAAUGGUUCUGAAGAUCUACUGUUCAAAGAGCAGGACUCUAGGCGUUCUGGAGUAAAGGGCCCUUCUGAUGAAAUGUGGGAUGUGGCGAACCCAUCUUUUCCAGAACCUUCAGAGACAGAAGCAGCAGAGGGCAGCACAGCAACUACGAGUACUGUUGUUAAGAGGAGGGGACGGUCCUUGUGGGGUAUUAUUGCAGAUGUAGUUCGAUUGCGCUGGGGUUCACAUGCUGAAACCCCUAAGUCAGCUAGAAGAUCUGGCGGAAAGAUUUCUUCAAAUGAUUCUGUUAACAGUGAGGCAUGGUUUUCUGGUCAUGACCCUGAAGAAAUCAGUGAUAAAACUAUUGAAAGGGAAAGAAGCAACAUGGCAAAAGAAGCCACCUCUUCUCAUCACUUGCAACUGAUGCAAAUGUCUGGUCGAGGCCAGGGAAAAGAGUCUGACAUGAUUGGAUCAAAGGACGAAUUAGGACUGCUUGAAGGAGAGACAUCCUCUUCUCCAACUAUAUUCAAAAGUGGGUCCACAUCAAAAGGAAUUUCCUCUCCUUCUGAAGAGGAAAACCUUGUUUGGGGACAAGACAGAAAGAGUUCUCAAGGAACAAGGAAACAAGAUGGAAAGAGUUCUCAAGUUUUCCCUCCUAGCACAGUAGUUGGGGAAACUUCAUCUAUACCAGUGCCUUCUAGUGGCAUGGAUACUCUCAUGGUAGAAGAAAGUUAUGGUAGGGAUAAAACUGAUGCCACUAUUAGUGGUUCAAUGGAGCUAAUGGAGCAACCUGCUACUGCAAAGUUGACUGAAGUGUUGAGCCCUGAUCGAAAAGAUGGAGAGUUGAAGCAAAGGAGACUUCAGAGGAACAAGCAAGUCUUAAGGGACAGAUUUGAUGAAUGGGAAGAAGCAUAUAUACGGGAAAGUGAGCAGCGAAAAGUUGAUGAAAUGUUUAUGAGAGAAGCACUGCUAGAAGCCAAGAAGGCUGCUGAUACUUGGGAGGUGCCCGUUGGGGCUGUUCUGGUGCAAAAUGGAAAAAUUAUUGCUCGUGGCUACAAUCUAGUGGAGGAGUUGCGGGACUCCACUGCCCAUGCAGAAAUGAUUUGUAUACGAGAGGCUUCAAACCAUCUCCGGAGCUGGAGGCUUGCGGAGUGCACACUUUAUGUAACACUUGAACCAUGUCCUAUGUGUGCUGGAGCAAUACUUCAAGCAAGAAUAGACACUCUCGUUUGGGGAGCUCCCAAUAAGCUUCUUGGAGCUGAUGGAAGCUGGAUUAGACUUUUUCCUGGAGGAGAAAAUGGCUCAGAACUGACAGAUAAGCCAGCUGCUCCAGUCCAUCCUUUCCAUCCAAAAAUGACAAUCCGGCGAGGGAUAAUGGCAUCAGAGUGUGCAGAUAGGAUGCAGCAAUUCUUCCAGCUUAGGAGAAGGAAAAAGGUGAAGAGUGAAGAUUUGCUCCCCAAGCCUUCUCUUCCUAUUGCGAGUCAUCAAUCAAAAAUCCUCACCAAGAUGCAUGACAUAUUCCAUGCGUUCUUGUGUUUGUAACCAUCAAUUUUUCUUGAAGCUGUAAACCAUUGCUGUACUGGCGCAGGACCAUUGUGAUCCUCUCUGUGUCUCCAGUGUACUAUAGCAUAAACAGAAACGCUAGCUAGGCACCCUGUUGAAAUUUUCAGUUCAUGGACCUUUUUGCAGCAACUAGCUAGGCACCCUGUUGAAAAUCUUAGUUCAUGGACCAUUUCCCUUUUGGCAGCAAAGUUUAAUUUUUGAGAUCUACACAACAAUCUGAAAGGAAUGCUUGAAUCAUUUCAAUUUUAGUUCUGGAUUUUCA